CGGCCGCAGUGCAGGUGACUGAGCCGAGCGGAGCCCUGCGGAGAUGGGGUCCACCCCAGCGCGCUCGCCCAUUCAACAGGUCCGAGAGAACACGCGUGGCACACCGGUGGGAGCCUCCUGUCGUGCAUGCCUUCCCAAAGAUUUGGACGACCAGUCCCGAUUUUGAGUAUUGAUGGAGUGGAAAAAAGUGUAGUCGGGAAGGGGCGACUGACUCGAGGUGACGGAUAACUGAGGCGUUGAAUGAGAGCAUUGGAAAUGCUGCUGGAUUGGAGAUGCUUGCGGAACAGAGGGGAAACCCUAGCAAUUCCCUGGUGAACACAAGCCCGUAGUCUCUGAUCUUUCGAAAAAUACAAGGCUGGGUCCCUGCUGGAAGCUGUUCAGCGCUAGGCAAGCGGCGGGACUGCGUUUUCUCCGAUUCCCCGACUUUGCUCAAGUCAAAGAAAGAUUAGGUGGCAUUGCAUUUCCAGGAAGGAGAAGAAAAAGAAGUCUCUCCGCAAACGAAUGCACGCUCUUUCAAAAACGCUUCUUCCCCAAAGCGGAGGAUCCACGCUUAUAAAAUUCCUUUCUCCGGAAAACAAGCACGGUUUAAAGGAAUCUCUUGGGCCAGCAACGCACUUUUGGAAAUGAUCCAUCCGAGGAGCCGUGGGGUGACGUCAUCACGGCGCGACCGGCCGUAAGCCCUGGCUCCACCGGUAAGCUCGCAGUCUCUCACUCCUUCAACUGGCUGUCCUGCCGUGGCCUCUGUCCCGCUUCUGCGGCGAUGGACAACCCUGGGGAGUCGCCCACAGACAAAGGCGGAGAGCCAGCGGAGUCAGAGGACAUGAGGACCACUCCUGGGAUCCCGGUGACCGCCGAUACUGAGGGAAUCCCGGAGGAAACCGACGGGAAUGGAGACGCGGACGUGAAAGAAGCGGCGGCGGAGGAAAGCGAGAUCAAGAGUCAGGAUGUCUCAGAUCUAACAGCAGUCGAGAGAGAAGACCCGUCCUUACUUACUCCUGCAGCCAAAAAGCUGAAACUGGACACCAAGGAGAAGAGAGAGAAGAAGCAGAAGGUGGACGAGGAUGAGAUUCAGAAGAUGCAAAUCCUCGUCUCUUCUUUUUCUGAGGAGCAGCUGAACCGUUAUGAAAUGUAUCGCCGGUCAGCUUUCCCUAAGGCAGCCAUUAAAAGGCUGAUCCAGUCUAUCACGGGGACCUCUGUGUCCCAGAAUGUUGUGAUUGCCAUGUCUGGUAUUUCUAAAGUUUUUGUCGGGGAGGUAGUAGAAGAAGCCCUGGAUGUGUGUGAGAAGUGGGGAGAGAUGCCACCACUGCAGCCCAAGCACAUGCGGGAGGCUGUUCGGAGGUUGAAGUCCAAGGGGCAGAUCCCCAACUCCAAGCACAAGAAAAUCAUCUUCUUCUAGAUCUGCCCGAGCCGUCCAGACUCCACAGCUGUGCUGUGCACUGGUGCUUCCUCGUCGGUGCUGAUGUCAGUGUCUCUGUCCACCUGUAAGGCACCAGUAACAGAGACAAAGACAACCUGCUGGCUUCCCUUCGAAGCCUAACGUUGCUACAACCCAGGUUGUUUCUCGCCUCUGGUUUUCAGAAACUUAACCUCGGGUCAUCUGCCAUAAAGUCACAAGGGUGACAUGCUUCAUGCUGUUAACAUUUCAGACUCUCCUGCGGAGUUACCAUUAAACUUUUCCGACGUGUGGAAAAGUUUAUUUUGUUGAAGGCAAAAUUUAUCAUUCUUCCAUUGUCUAAAUAAAACUAACAAGUCUUGACUUUGGUUUUUGAAGACAGGGUUUCACCAAGGAGCCCUGGCUGGCUCCCAAGUGCUGGGAUUAAAGGCAUGCACCAACACCA
Messenger RNA from Microtus oregoni (creeping vole), 1838 nucleotides. RefSeq names its product TATA-box binding protein associated factor 11 (gene Taf11). Bases 761 to 1396 code for a protein of 211 amino acids. Gene Ontology annotation, biological process: transcription initiation at RNA polymerase II promoter; RNA polymerase II preinitiation complex assembly. NCBI's taxonomy places the organism in Eukaryota, Metazoa, Chordata, Mammalia, Rodentia, Cricetidae. Gene Ontology annotation, molecular function: transcription coactivator activity; protein heterodimerization activity. Gene Ontology annotation, cellular component: nucleus; transcription factor TFIID complex. The record is from RefSeq and is a predicted model, not a curated record. The transcript is spliced from 6 exons.